This is a messenger RNA of Chelonoidis abingdonii (Abingdon island giant tortoise), 1187 nucleotides long. It is a transcript of the gene SLX9, whose product is annotated as SLX9 ribosome biogenesis factor. The record is from RefSeq and is a predicted model, not a curated record. Gene Ontology annotation, cellular component: preribosome, small subunit precursor; nucleolus; 90S preribosome. Gene Ontology annotation, biological process: maturation of SSU-rRNA from tricistronic rRNA transcript (SSU-rRNA, 5.8S rRNA, LSU-rRNA). NCBI's taxonomy places the organism in Eukaryota, Metazoa, Chordata, Testudines, Testudinidae.
GCUGCACACACGCCGAGCCCGGCAGCCCGGCCAUGGUGGGGAAAGUGAAGCGUCCGCGGCUGCACCAGGCGGCCCCGAGGCUGAGGGGCCCGCGGUAUCCGGGCAGCCAGGAUGGGGCGGGCGGGACCAGCGGUUGGAGGGCGGAGCCCGGAAAGGACUGGGCUUUUUUGUCCUCUGAUGUCUUUGCUGGGAUGAAGAUUGAUCCCAAAACUCUGGUGAAGAAGUUGGAUUUGGACUCCCGAAGCGUUGUCUCAGCCCAGACAGGUGUCGAAGAAAAAACACUUCUGCCAAAAAGAGAAAAAAUGAAGCUGAGAAAAGACAGGUGGCUGCAGAAAAUAGAAGGUGUGAAGCUGGCCAGACAGAAGCAAAAAGCCGAGGCAAAGCGGAAAGCAACACCGGUGGUGGGAGACAUGCAGCCUUUGAUGGAAGCCCUGCCUGAACUUUCUGAACUGACCACAACCAGCAAGGCCAGGAAGCAGCCCAAGAGCCACGGGAGAGCGAAGGCAGAACCCACCGACUUCAACCAAAUGAAGCCAGCCCAGAAGCGCAAGCUCCUGCAGGAGGAAGUGGCCAGGUUUCAUGAGGUCAUCGCAAACCCCGUGUACAAAGCCAAUCCCCUGGCAGCCAUCAGUGAGCAUCUGUGCAAGCGACUGAAAGAGGAGGCAGGAAACACUGUCUAACAAUUCAGCGAGGACUGGAUGAGCCUGGUGCAAACGAGUCCAGCUAGUCACCACCAAAGGCUCCUUGAAAACAGUCCAGCAGGUGAUGAAAUCCAGCGGUCCUGUUCUCUGUCAGCAGGACUAAUGUGAUGCGCUCUGGACAGUGGCCGCUGUUUCUUGGCCAGGAGCCCACAGAAGGCAGCGUGUGUUACGAGUAUCUGUGUGCCCAAGUCACACACGGUGAAAUCUGGACAGCUUCUCCCUCCCUGUUAAAAGGCACCUUUACGUUUUAUGUUGCGUCUACUCUCAAGGGGUGUUGAACCUGCUUUUUGCUGCUUCCCGUUGUGAUCAAUAAAGAGAUCCUCCAGUAACCUGCAGUGAUGAUCCAAACGGCACAUCACGGAAUACUGGAACUGCAGCGUGCCGACCAUUUGUGUAGAGAUUUAUAUAAAGGUCAGCGCCGCUGUUUAAAGAGACACUUAGUAUGUUAUUAACUUGGAAAUAAACCCACUUUGACAUUGGUCUCAC